Messenger RNA from Fusarium redolens, 987 nucleotides. RefSeq lists its product as uncharacterized. The transcript has a single exon. The coding region runs from base 294 to 593 and encodes 99 amino acids. NCBI's taxonomy places the organism in Eukaryota, Fungi, Ascomycota, Sordariomycetes, Hypocreales, Nectriaceae. The record is from RefSeq and is a predicted model, not a curated record.
CUGGCACCAAGUUUCUCGGAGCUGGGAAACUCCCAGGGUCACGGUUUGAGCAAAAACAUGAUAUGACUAUUUGAUGAGAGUAUUUAGACUCCGCUGUCCUUUUGAGCAACGCGUUGACAGACCGCGACCAUCGCGAAUGACGCAAGAUUGAAUAACUUAGUCUUGCCGAGGAGUCAUGUUGGAAGCUUUGUCAUGCUUGAUCAAGUCAAGAAGACCCCUGCUGGGGAACAGGACGUGCUGAGCUAAACUAUCUAUAAUUGCUGUCGCAUCCGAACUCACCAAGAACACCCACAAUGUCCACUUGCAUCAACGGAGAGCGCCGGACGCCCUUUCCCCCAAGUGGCACCUUCCCUACUCGCAGCCAGCCUUACGGUAGUUUCAAGCACAUCGUCUUGGACGUCAAAGCAGGUAAUCCAAGGAAAGUCCUUAUGCAACGGCUAUUCCAUCUAGUUCAUCCAGCAUAUCAUCGGCACAAUGGCGCAUUACUUUCAAGAGGGCAUCCCGUCAGCGGGAACAGAUCCCUCUCCAGCCUAGAAUUCUCUUGCUCAGAUAGACCAACUAGCUUUCCAUACCCUAAAGCAGGAAAUCCAUGACCCCUAAGAUCGCCAGUAGCUUCAACCUAGAACCGUGCAUCCUUGGGGAAAACCCUCGCAGGAGAAAAGCCCCAAGGCGGCUAGAACGCUGCUCUGUGGGCGAGGUAGUCGCCUCAUUCCACAGUCUCCAGGUAAGCUCUGUACCAUUCGACCCGGCGGUUUUGUCAAGUGGUGUCAGCCAGUGAGACAAAUUGUCGAAGCCCGGUUGCGUUCCGGGCAGCAGCCGGGGCUGAAAAGAAGAAGAGGGUCUCUGGGCAGUAUGCGACUGCAGAGAUCGGUUAUGCAGCUUCCGAGCUGCAAAAAGGGCAGCGAGCCAUGUGGGGCCCGUGCGUCGAGGUGGAAAGAAGUCGCAGAUAACACAUAGGAAAUGGCGCCCGGAGGCGAUGUCAAGAGC